AUGAUACGCUUAGAAAAUUUCUCCAGAUAUCUUCUUCAAAGGGCACCUCGCCAAUCUUUUAAAGCAAAAUCAACAUAUGUUGGCAUCGAUUUGGGUACGACAAACUCUUGCGUCGCCUACUUGGAUAACGGCAAACCUCAGGUGAUCCCCAACGCCGAAGGCUCGCGAACCACGCCUUCAAUUGUUGCGUUUACUGGAGAAGAAAAUUCUACCGUUCUCGUCGGUACACCAGCAAAACGACAAGCCGUAGUUAACUCAAAGAAUACUAUUUUUGCAGUUAAACGUCUUAUAGGCCGUCGUUUUCAUGAUGCUGAUAUACAGCAAGAUCUUGGUCGCUUGCCGUUUAAGAUUGAGCAAUCACCAAAUCAUGAAGUUCAUUUUAUCAUUGGUGAUAAGAAAUUUCUUCCCAGUGAUAUUUCGUCUUAUAUUCUCAAGGAGAUGAAGUCUGUUGCAGAAAAUCAUCUUUGUUGUGAGGUCAAGGACGCUGUGAUUACUGUGCCUGCUUACUUUAAUGACGGUCAGCGUCUGGCAACUAAAGAAGCUGGAGAGCAUGCAGGUUUCUCAGUUCACCGAAUAAUAAAUGAGCCUACUGCAGCUGCUCUCGCCUAUGGUAUUGAUAAAGCUGACGAUAAAAUUAUUGCUGUAUAUGAUCUUGGUGGCGGGACAUUUGAUAUCUCAAUCCUAGAGUUAAGUAAGGGGGUUUUCGAGGUUAGAUCAACAAAUGGGAACACUCUGUUGGGAGGUGAAGAUUUUGAUAACCUCAUGGUCUCUCAUGUUGUCGAGAUGAUUGGGUCUCCGAAUGUUCGCAAGAAUCCCUCGGCCAUGCAGCGCAUUAAAGAAGUCGCAGAAGCGGCUAAAAUUGACCUCUCUACUGCAGAAAAGACUUCGAUUAAUCUUCCUUUCCUUGCAAACGAUGAGUCCGGCCAACCAAUUCACUUUGAAAUGAAUUUGACUCGAUCUCAGUAUGAGACUAUUGUGGAAGAAUUGAUCUUAAGAACAAUUAUCCCAUGUGAACAGGCGCUGAGCGAUGGGGAUGUGGCAAAAUCAGAGAUCGAUGAGAUAAUUCUGGUUGGAGGCAUGACACGUAUGCCUAAGGUAAAACAGACAGUUCGUGAAAUUUUCGGACGAGAACCUUGUGAAGGGGUCAAUCCUGACGAGGCUGUUGCACUUGGUGCUGCUAUUCAAGCAGGUGUUCUUGCAGGUGAUAUUGAAGAUGUUUUACUUCUUGACGUAACUCCCCUCUCUUUGGGAAUAGAAACCCUAGGAGGUGCCAUGGCCCGACUUUUGACCCGGAAUACCGCAGUCCCCGCCCGCGUCACUCAGGUCUUCUCGACUGCUGUUGAUGGUCAGACUCAAGUUGAAAUCAAUAUCUACCAGGGUGAACGCGAGCUUACAGUUAACAACACUUUACUCGGCAGUCUUGUUUUGGUUGAUAUUUUACCACAACCCCGAGGAGUGCCUCGAAUUGAAGUGACAUUUGACCUUGAUGUGAACGGUAUCCUAAAUGUAUCAGCAAGGGAUCAACUUACCGGUAAGGAGCAACGACUUGAAGUCCGUCCAACAACUGGCCUUUCUCCAGCAGCGGUUAGAGCAGCAAUUACAGCUGCUGAGGCCCAUGCCGAAGAGGACAGACGUCGAAUAAUGGCCAUCGAGAAGACGAGUAGCUUGCGGACUCUCACGGAAGACGUUAUCUCCAAGGUGGACGAAUUUGGUGAUCGAUUGCCACAAGAGGAAGCACAGGAAUUAGUAAGGAUUUGUAAGGAUGAGAUCCUUGCAAAACUGGAGUUCUUGAAGAAGGAGGAGAAGAUUGAGGAAAUUAAGGAAAUUACAAAGGCACUUCAGGAAAGAGCUUUGAAUCUCUUCAAGAGAGCUAAGAGCGUUGUAAGUGUUUGA
Molecule: messenger RNA, 1893 nt
Organism: Rodentolepis nana
Lineage: Eukaryota; Metazoa; Platyhelminthes; Cestoda; Cyclophyllidea; Hymenolepididae
Source: the annotation of a GenBank genome assembly